AUAAUCCUAAUUUGUGGUAACAAGUAGCGGUUUCGUAUCUUCCUGUGUUGGUUUGGUUAUGUUAUGUUAAGCCCAGAAAUAUCCGAUCCGAUUUGCUGAUAUAACCGACAAGUGCUAGAUCACGUAAACAAACUAGUCUCAAUUUUCUCAUGGGCUUUAUCGACGAUGAAUUGCAAGAAGUAUCAAAACUCUGUAAAAAUGUCGUCGACGGUAGCCGUCUCGUUUCCUGUGUGCGCACAAUGGUGCGAGUGGAAAUAACGAAAACAACGUUCAAAACGAUUGUUGCGUGCAUUCAGUUUCCAGAGGACUAUCCACGUACGCCACUGUUAAUAGAAUUGAAAAGUAAAACUCUGUCCGCAAAGUUAUUGGAUGGCCUAACAGAAGUUUGCGAGAAGGAAUGCAAGAAACUCUUAGGCAAGGCACAGAUUCUUCCAAUAUUAAAAUUAAUCCGUAACUUCAUUGAUGAGAAUCCUUUGAUAUGCUGUUAUGAUGAAAUUUCUGCCUUAAAGAAGAUUCUAGAAAAUGACGACGAAUUGAAAUUGAAACAGAAAUAUUCUAGUAUCGGCCUAAAGAUUCAGCAGGGAUUGUAUUACUUCAAAGCCAAAAUUGAAGUACCAGAUGACUACCCAAAUGCUUGCGUAAAAUUAGAAGAUGCAGACUCCAAUUUCCCUCCAUUAUUUACACGCUACUUUUUGGGACAAGGAAGAGAGUUCGCUAGACAGUGCGUAGAGGCACCAUUGAAAAAGCAAUUACAGAAAACCCCUUUCACGCCAUCGCCGUCCUUAAAUACAGUUACUUCCUUUCUUAUAAGAGCUGUAAAGACUUUACCACAAGAACAUUGUCAGUUAUGCAGAGAAUUAUGUCUACCAGAGAAUCCAGAAAAAGCAGAGAACAACGAAAAUGCAGAUAUGCACGUAGAAAGACUUUAUUGUGGGCAUUUAUUUCAUUUGCAAUGUCUUGUGACAUUCAUGAAGACUCCUCCAUUCCAUGGGGGUAAAAAGUGUCCUACAUGUGGAAAACGUAUCUACCAUGACAAGUGGGGACUAAGUGACAAACUUGCAGAGGAUCGCUGGGCACACCAUCAAGCACGAGCGAGAGAGUUAGCAGAAGUAGCUGAUUUCUUCAAUUGAAAUGUAUACUUCAUUCGAGUUGUAUAUUGAAAACCUGCAAUGUUCUUGCGGUAAAUGUAACAACAAGUCUCAGCUAACGUAUUGCCACGAAAAGAUAAACGAGGUGAUAUUACAAUACUAAACUUUUAAGAAAUUAUUUGUAAUUAAACGUGUUGUAAGUAAUAUUCAAGAAUGAAUAUUUAUAGGUCAGUUAAAGAGAAGGUAUUUUUAAUACCGUAAAGUAUACUAUAAUACACUGAAGUUUAUAUUUAUAUUGCACUUUAUAACAGAUCGCUUGACAUGGUGCUAAUAAUAUCAAGCAGUUGCUAAUUGUCAGUCAUUUCAUUUAUAUUAUAUUAUAAAAGUUCGCAAUAUAUCGUUUUAUCCAACUUGACAAAUUUAUUAACCAAAUAAGUUUUCCAAGUGUCGUGCAAUUAAUGAUAAUACAAAAGAAACAUAGAUUAUGUGGUAAGUUUUGUAUCUUGUAUCUGAAUUUGUAUCUGAAACUACUUUUACAAUUGAUUUUGUAUUAUGCCAAUGGCAAAUGUGAAAUAGAAAUCUGUGUUCCAUUAAAGUGUUUAGGAAAAUUAAUCAAGAUGUUCGUAAUUAACGUAUAUUGAAAAACUUUACCGUUUGUUGGCUGAAUGCUUGCAUAUUCUAUGUAGGAUGCACGUUUUAGUGUUCUUCGGUACUUGUUAAUCACUUGUUAUAAAUAAUCAACCCACGCUGUCGCUGCACAAGACGAACUUCGAAUGCCAAGCACAUUCUCGAUGUGAAAAAAGCGCGGUAUAUUCGAACACUGAUUCAAGCGCCACUCGCGGUACACAAGAGUCAGUCGAUAAUAUCGAUAUCACUAAAUACAAACUUUUAAUGUUCUAUAAUUAAUAUUAACUUUGGAAACUGGUUACUUUUAACCGUACAGUUUCAAAAUAAUUAAUUUUUACGAAUUAAAUGAAGUGUUAUACGGAACUUUUAAUCGUGUGUGUGCGAUUCUCGAUACAUGUGAUCGAAAUUGUGUGUCAAGUAAAAUAACAUUAUUAAUUAAAAUAUAAACAAAUGUACAGUGUUUUUUGCAUUU
Hylaeus anthracinus is the source of this 2187-nucleotide messenger RNA. RefSeq lists its product as uncharacterized. The transcript has 6 exons. Lineage: Eukaryota; Metazoa; Arthropoda; Insecta; Hymenoptera; Colletidae. The record is from RefSeq and is a predicted model, not a curated record. Gene Ontology annotation, molecular function: protein binding. The coding region runs from base 150 to 1130 and encodes 326 amino acids.